Molecule: messenger RNA, 1398 nt
Organism: Trichoderma breve
Lineage: Eukaryota; Fungi; Ascomycota; Sordariomycetes; Hypocreales; Hypocreaceae
Exons: 1
Coding region: 1-1398 (465 amino acids)
Source: RefSeq, a predicted model, not a curated record
AUGACCAUGAUGGACGUGGCUACCGUCAACGAGGUCAUCGACUGCGUCGGCCGCCUCUUCGACCACAUUCCCUACGCCGUCUGCGGAACCGCCGCCCUCAUCUACUAUGGCUACCGCGCAUACUCGCCCGACCACGUCAGCAUCACCUGCCCCGAGGAGUCCAAGGAGGCCAUCCGCUGCUGGGCGCUGGCCAAGGGAAUGACGCCCUUGCCCGACAACCCCGACGGCUUCAGCGUGCGCGUCGCCAGCGGCCGCUCGUGCCCCGUGUGCAUCAAGUUCAUGAAGAACGGCUUCGAGCAACUCGAGGUAGUGCGGAUCGGCCCCGGCCAGGCCAGCAUGGUGACGCUGCCCAGCAUCGCAAACACCAUUGCCCGCAGCUACGUCUUCCGCCUGCACUCGUCGUCCACCGACCGCCAGGCCCUCUAUGCGCGGUACCUGGCCUGGACUCUCAAGCGCAUGGCUGAGAUCCCGCCCACAGACCCGGUUCAGCGCCUGACGCCCGAGCGCGCGCGCGACAUCAUCAACCGCUCCUUUUGGAUCCCCUUUACACUUUCCUACCCUGAGACCGUGCCGCUCUUCCAAGCUGCCGGGCUUGAGAUUCAGGGCGACGGCAGCCUCAUGGACUGGCAGCAGCCCGACGAGCAGAGCAUGCCUCCUCCACGGCCGCGGGCCCGGACCGCGGCAAGCCGCUACAGCCUCAACAACGCCAGCAGCAACUACAGCCUCAAUAACGCCAGCAGCAAUGGUCACCUCCGUAAUCACAGCUACGGCUACGGCCAAAACUAUAACCAGCACUACGGCCAAGGCUACGGUCAGAACUAUAACCAAGGUUAUGGCCAGAAUUAUGGCCAAGGAUAUGGCCAAGGAUACGGCCAAGGAGGAUACGGUCAACCAUACGGUCAAGACUUCAACCAGGGCUAUGGCCAAGGCUACAACCAGGGCUACGGUCAAGGCUUUGGCCAAGGAUACGGCCAGAACUACGGCCAGAACUUCGCAAACAACUAUAACCCGGCCUUCAGCCAGAGCCAGACCAGCCAUACCCGGCACAGCUACCACGGUUCAGAUUUUUCGGAUUCCGAGAAUGGCAACACCCCAUCCCUUCGCAGAGUCACCAAGCGUUUACCGAGCGUCAGGCCCAUGAUGUCAACAUUUUCGUCUCCCUCCACCUCCGAUUCGGAAUUCUCCCACUCGGCCGGCGCCUUCUCGCCGCAGUACAUUCUCGCCUCGCCUCUGAUAUCGCCUACAGCGCAGAUGCCGCCGCCGCCGCCUUUUUCAUCAUAUCACCAUUACCCACCGCUCUCUCCUGCAAACUCUAUUCCUCAUAUACGGCCACUGGCUCCCCCGCCACUACCAAGGAGGGCAUUAUCGAAUCGCCAGGAUACAAGGUCCUGGACAUGA